Lizanozyma spartinae is the source of this 1506-nucleotide messenger RNA. RefSeq lists its product as uncharacterized. NCBI's taxonomy places the organism in Eukaryota, Fungi, Ascomycota, Pichiomycetes, Serinales, Debaryomycetaceae. The transcript has a single exon. The record is from RefSeq and is a predicted model, not a curated record. Gene Ontology annotation, molecular function: serine-type endopeptidase activity. The coding region runs from base 1 to 1506 and encodes 501 amino acids. Gene Ontology annotation, cellular component: peroxisome. Gene Ontology annotation, biological process: protein processing; regulation of fatty acid beta-oxidation.
AUGCUCUAUAUACCUAUAGCUGUACGGUUUGUUUUAGACACAGAGACCUUGGCUUCUUCUGGAGUCCAUAUCGUCACCGGGUCUUCCGAUUACUGGAUCACAGUGUCCCCCACUUCUUCGUUAGGACAACAAGCAAAGCAAGUACUAAUCAAUACCCCAUACAUAAAUGGUUCUUCGGAUAUAGUCAAUUGGAUAGAUGUCACUUUGAACUACAAUGUAUUUCCUUAUUUGUCUACGUUUUUAGAGUCAUUUGCGAGAACCAAUGGGUUUGAGGUCACACCAACUCCUAGAGUCUCCUUUGUCAGUGGAUCAUGUCCCCUACUAUGUCAAAAAGUCCCUCUACACCGCUACAAGCAGUAUAAACCAGAUCCAGGAGUCGAAAAUGGUACCCCAUGUCAAGUGACACUGUGUCCCUUCAACUUGACAAACUCACUAUUAUUCUCCACCUACGUGGCCCACGGAUCCUUGACUACAAGGUUAGGAGACUCGUUAGGGUAUCUUUCGGACUUAAAGUACUUGGAAAAUAUGGUGGGGGGUGUAGUGGUUCAGACACCCGAUUCAAUUGAUAUUGGUGUUGUGGCUCAACAUAUUCGAAAGGUUAAUGGAGACGGGGAUUUGGUCGUGGUACUACUGUGGGGAAAAGUACUAGAGACUGUAGGUAUAGCUGAUGUCUUUAGUCGGAGUGGUCCAAAACGGCAUCUAGCCAGUGAUGAUAGUGCCACUAUUGUGGCAUGGCCUAAAUUCCCAGUGUUCCCAGUUCGAACCGUGCUGACGACGAAUGGACACUCAAGUUGGGGCUCAUGUGUGCUCCUUAAAAAUGACCUCCUAGUAACCAACACUCAUGUUCUCACACCAUAUCUAGAAGACCCUUUGGGUACAGUGCUCGUUAUAGAUUUACCUGAUGGUCCGUUAACCAUUCUGAACCAGAAGCAUGCCUUGGUGACCCCCAGUUCCUUGGUAGACAUCUCCACCAUUUCUCUUGCUGAAUCGGAUAUACUCAGGUUCACGGGGUUGGGGUAUUCUCCAGCACUGUAUCAACAACAACGACAACAACGAUCUCUUCCACCUAUAGUGGGGCAAAAUGUAGUUAGUGUUGGCUACGGACUUUAUCUUCUACCACAAUGGCAGUCUCCCGGAGUUUCGCAGGGUACACUUGAUCUUGUGUUCCGAUCAAGGUACAAUGCGAACACACCAUACAAGAUGCCCUCCCUAAUCAUCACCAGUGCUUCAUGUUGGAACGGGUCAAGCGGUGGCGGAUUGUUCAGAGACAACGAACUUGUAGGGAUAAUAUGUUCCAACGCCGAGGUUCGAGUAGAUGGCCGGCCCUUAGAAGAUGACGGCAAUGCUCCAGUAGAGAAGCUAACUCGAUUUGUGUUUGUAGUUCCUAUUGAAUUGGUGGAGUAUUUGAUCAGUGGUGGGUCGAUUGAAGAUGACGGUCCUUUGGUGAAAACAUGGAAGUUGGAUACGUUUCAUAAGGAUCGAAUCUUGGGAGAAACGAAGUUGUGA